This is a messenger RNA of Gopherus flavomarginatus (Mexican gopher tortoise), 3045 nucleotides long. RefSeq names its product WASP family member 1 (gene WASF1). NCBI's taxonomy places the organism in Eukaryota, Metazoa, Chordata, Testudines, Testudinidae. Gene Ontology annotation, cellular component: lamellipodium; cytoskeleton; SCAR complex. The coding region runs from base 670 to 2334 and encodes 554 amino acids. The record is from RefSeq and is a predicted model, not a curated record. Gene Ontology annotation, molecular function: protein kinase A regulatory subunit binding; actin binding; Arp2/3 complex binding. Gene Ontology annotation, biological process: actin cytoskeleton organization; positive regulation of Arp2/3 complex-mediated actin nucleation. The transcript is spliced from 10 exons.
GAGAACUGGACUAUACCACCUGCCAUAUUGAGGGGGUGUGUGUAGAAAUGGGGGUUCCCUGAUCCUCAACGGCACGGGUGCGAGGGGGAGGCACCCACUUAGUACCUGGGGGAAGCGGCGACGGGCGGUUAGGCGUUGGGUAAACAGCCCCCGCGUGCUUGAGCGGGAGUCCGGGCCGGGGGAGAAGCCCCUCCUCCCACGCGCACACACGCGCCGCUCUGUGUCUAUUGUGAAGCCUUUGGGGAGCUCCGCGCCGCCGCCCCCACCAGCUCGCUCCGGGUUCGGGUCCUCCCCCUCCACAACGAUUCUCUCCAGCGGGGAGAGGAGCUUGGAAGGAGCCGUUUGAACUUCGGAUUCGUACAGACCAGGGGGCAGCGCGAGCUUCUGGGGCGCUGAGAGGGCGGGGCUGGUCGGCGGCAUGAAGGUGUGAGAGGAGCAGCGCACGGACCGGAGAGAGAGACUUGUCUGUACAAUUGAUAUCCUCAGUACUGAGCGUGCAUCAGCACCUGGCAUCUGCAAUGCAUGCAGUAUGCACAUCAUCACCAGUACUGUUGGGUCCAGCUAUGGCAACCUUGGCUGUGGUCUUGGUACCAGGGUCCUUUGUGGUACUUCAGGAGUUCUGAUAUUCAAGGGACCUUGUCAGGUGUGCUAGCCCACUGAUAUCUCAAAAUGCCAUUAGUGAAAAGAAAUAUAGACCCCAGGCACCUGUGUCACACAGCACUGCCCAGAGGCAUCAAGAAUGAACUGGAAUGUGUCACCAAUAUCUCGUUGGCAAAUAUAAUUAGACAACUGAGUAGUCUAAGUAAAUAUGCGGAAGAUAUAUUUGGUGAGCUUUUCAAUGAAGCACACAGUUUCUCUUUCAGGGUUAACUCCUUACAAGAACGUGUGGACCGUUUAUCUGUCAGUGUUACACAACUUGACCCAAAGGAAGAAGAACUGUCAUUGCAGGAUAUUACAAUGAGAAAAGCUUUCCGGAGUUCCACAAUUCAAGAUCAGCAGCUGUUUGACCGCAAGACUCUACCUAUUCCUUUGCAGGAGACUUAUGACACUUGUGAACAACCUCCCCCACUCAACAUACUCACCCCUUACAGAGAUGACGGAAAAGAAGGUUUGAAGUUUUACACCAAUCCUUCAUAUUUCUUUGAUCUAUGGAAAGAAAAGAUGUUGCAGGACACCGAGGACAAGAGAAAGGAAAAGAGAAAGCAGAAGCAGAAGAAUCUAGAUCGCCCACAUGAACCGGAAAAAGUGCCCAGGGCGCCUCAUGACAGACGGCGAGAGUGGCAGAAGUUAGCCCAAGGUCCAGAGCUUGCUGAGGAUGACGCUAAUCUCUUACAUAAGCACAUUGAAGUUGCUAAUGGCCCAGCCUUGCAUUUCGACUCAAGACCUCAGCCAUAUGUGGAUCAUAUGGAUGGAUCCUACUCCCUUUCUGCAUUACCUUAUAGUCAGAUGACUGAACUUCUGAGCAGAGCUGAGGAGCGAGUGUUAGUCAGACCACAUGAGCCACCACCCCCUCCACCAAUGCAUGGUGCAGGGGAUGUGAAACCCAUACCUCCUUGUAUUAGCUCCACCACAGGUUUGAUAGAAAAUCGUCCUCAGUCACCAGCAACAGGCAGGACACCAGUGUUUGUGAGCCCCACACCCCCCCCUCCUCCUCCUCCUCCUCUUCCAUCUGCUUUGUCCACUUCUUCAUUGAGAGCUGCAAUGACUUCCACCCCUCCUCCACCCAUACCUCCACCACCACCACCUCCAGCAGCUGUUUUGCAAGCACCAGCAGUGCCACCUCCACCAGCUCCUCUCCAGAUUGCUCCUGGAGUUCUUCAUCCAGCUCCUCCUCCAAUCGCACCACCUCUAGCACAGCCCUCUCCUCCAGUCACUAGAGCUGCCCAAGUAUGUGAAACUGUACCAGUUCAGCCAGUUCCACAAGCUGAAGUGCAAGGACUUCCUCCUCCUCCCCCACCUCCUCCACUGCCUCCCCCUGGCAUUCGACCCUCAUCUCCUGUCUCAGUUGCCACCCUCUCUCAUCCUCCCACAACCAUUGUUCCUGGCCCUCAUGCUCCACUAAUGCCUCCAUCUCCACCAUCCCAAGUGAUUCCUGCUCCUGAACCCAAACGCCACCCAUCAACUCUACCUGUAAUCAGCGAUGCCAGAAGUGUUCUACUGGAAGCAAUACGAAAAGGUAUUCAGCUACGCAAAGUCGAAGAGCAGCGUGAACAAGAAGCUAAACAUGAGCGCAUUGAGAAUGAUGUUGCCACUAUAUUGUCUCGCCGCAUUGCUGUGGAAUACAGUGAUUCAGAAGAUGAUUCAGAGUUUGAUGAAGUGGAUUGGUUGGAGUGAAAUAGAUACAUUGAUAUACACUGAAUGCUAAUGUCCAUUGUGGUGAUUGUUCUUUGAAAACAUUUGAUGGUCAUUUCUAGUGGGUUUUGUAUUUUUUUUCUUUACACUACACAUCAUUAAUCCAUGUUUUUCUACUUUUCCGUUUUCUUGUAGACUACUAGCACAUCUUUGAAACUAAAUGUUUUACAGUGGCUUUUCUUUUCUUUUUUUGAAAGAACAUAUUUUGUUCCAGUAGACCACUAAGUAUUAAGCAUGGGCAGCUGUUGGUAGAGUAGCAGUUUCAAUAUUUUGGCAUAUCUUAACUGUGCACUUUGUGAAUUUUAAGUUAAUGAAGGUAACUGAGAUUGAAAUUCCGAGGGCAGCUGUAUGUACUAAUGAGCCUUAUUCCAUUUUUGAUAAAUGUUUUUAAAAACCUAGCUAUCAAAAUAUACAUCUGUACACUAAGAAGGUACAUAUAGUUAGCAGCACUGAACACAAUGAAAGGAAAAAAGGAUCUUUGGGGGCUUUUAUUGUUGUUUUUUAAAUAAUUAUGGCCUUAUUUGAAUGUUUAGAGGUUUCCCCCUCCCUCCCAGGUACAUAUCGUGUGGUACUAUUUUGCCUGCAUACAAAAGUUUAAAUUUUUUUCUGUGUGAAAUCUUCUGACUUAAACAUGCUGUGUAACUUAUGUAACUGUUAAAAAUAACAGUUUGGUUUAAUAAAUGGUAAAUGUUC